AUGACACUUCUGCGAUCACUUGCCUCGACAGUGUCCUUUGUCGGCGAGACCACCAUCAAUACACUUUCUUUCAUCAGAGAGACAGUAUUUUCAAUUCUGACAUUCGUCGUACAGACAGUGACAAGCACCGUGCUGUUCAUUCUCAGCCAGUUGGUGUCCGUUUGGAGACUGGUGGUUGUAAUAAUCACCGCGACUCUUGGUGAGACGUGCUAUCUUGCAACCAACGGCAUCGACAGGGUUUUUGACUUUUUUUCAGAUUACAUGCUUUCUCUGCAGGCUUUCAGGUCGGGUCUACCCGGACUGGCCAAGGUUUUGAAAGCACAGGUGGAUGAUGUCAAGACGGGAGUCAAUGUCACUAAUAUCAACUUAAGAAAACCGUAA
Ectocarpus siliculosus is the source of this 381-nucleotide messenger RNA. Lineage: Eukaryota; Phaeophyceae; Ectocarpales; Ectocarpaceae. The record is from the annotation of a GenBank genome assembly.